This is a messenger RNA of Staurois parvus, 297 nucleotides long. The record is from the annotation of a GenBank genome assembly. NCBI's taxonomy places the organism in Eukaryota, Metazoa, Chordata, Amphibia, Anura, Ranidae.
AUGAGGAUGAAGAAGAAGAAGAAGAUGAGGAUGAAGAAGAAGAAGAAGAAGAAGAAGAGAAUGAGGAUGAAGAUGAAGAAGAAGAAGAAGAGGAUGAGGAUGAAGAAGAAGAAGAAGAAGAGGAUGAGGAUGAGGAUGAGGAUGAAGAAGAAGAAGAAGAAGUAGGAUGAAAAUAAGAAGAAUUCCAGUACAGCAAAAAGUGUAUCUGCAGAGAGCUCCGCUAUUUCUGACAGUUCUCUGACAGUUCCUUCACAUUUACAGUGGUUGAAACAUUGUAUCUAUUUGUUUCCGAAUAAA